AUGGACUCGGGAAGACAAUCCAGCGACAAAAGCGAUGAAAUAGAUCGCACCAAUUCUGAAGACAUGACCUUCGCCCCGAUUACCGGUGCAGAAACGCACGAGAAACGCGGUGCCCCAUUGCAGAAACAGAAAUCUAAUGCGUCUAAAUCGCUUGAGCGCAGCUGGUCGCUUAAUGAUGGUGUUAGUACUGGUGGGAAUGAUGUCGAGGCUGACGAGGCCGGUGUGGCGGAGGAUGACGAUUUCUAUACUGUUGGUUGGGAUGAGAACGAUCCGUUGAAUCCACGGAAUAUGAGUACUGCACGGAAAUGGCUGGUUACUAUGAUUGUUUCGACGGGUUCGCUUUGUGUGACUUGUACCUCAUCUAUGUAUACGACGACGUAUACGCAGUUGAUGGAUGAGUUUGGGUGUUCGCAGGAGGUUGCGACUCUUGGGUUGUCGUUUUUCAUUUGGGGUCUUGGAAUUGGCCCGCUGUUCUUGAGUCCCUUGUCUGAGUUCUAUGGCCGACGAAACAUCUAUAUAAUUUCGUUUUCGCUGUUCCUCAUCUGGCUGAUUCCAUGUGCCGUGGCUAAGAAUACCGCAACAAUGCUUGUCUCUCGAUUUUUCAAUGGACUGUCAGGUAGUGCAUUCCUGAGUGUCGCUGGUGGCACUGUGGGCGAUAUGUUUGGUCGCCAUGAACUUGCUUUCCCCAUGAUGCUUUAUACCGCGAGUCCAUUUGUUGGACCCGAAGUCGGUCCUCUUGUUGGCGGCUUCAUCAAUGCUUUUACUACAUGGCGUUGGACAUUCUAUGUGCUCCUGAUUUGGACCGGUGCCUUGCUAGUCUCGAUGAUCUUCCUUGUCCCGGAGACCUACCACCCAGUACUUUUGAGGCGCAAGGCGCAAAAACUCCGCAAGGAAACCGGAGACGACCGAUGGAAAGCUCCGAUCGAAAAGCUACAACGUUCCGUGGCGCAGACCGUCGUGCGGUCUAUGUAUCGCCCAAUUCUUCUGUUGGCAUUGGAGCCAAUGUGUCUGUGUCUUUGUAUCUUCUCGGCCAUUCUGCUGGGUAUCCUGUACCUCUUUUUUGGAGCAUUCCAGCUAGUCUUUUUCAACGUCUAUGGGCUGGAAAUCUGGCAGCGCGGUUUGUGUUUCCUUGGUCUGUUUGUUGGCAUGGUAUUUGCCAUUCUGUCGGAUCCAAUUUGGCGCCGGAACUAUAUUCGCCUGGAACGCAACCAUGAGAAAGCCUCGAACAAGAUCGAUGAUUUCCAACCGGAGUGGCGGCUCCCCCCAGCCAUCCUGGGUGCACCCUUGGUCACAAUAGGUCUGUUCAUCUUUGCUUGGACGAUCUACCCUGACGUUCAUUGGAUUGCACCCAUCAUUGGCAGUGGUGUUUUUGGAGCAGGGACAAUCCUCGUCUACUCAGGCAUCUUUACAUUCCUGGUCGAUGCAUAUCCAACAUUUGCCGCCAGCGCUCUGGCAGCGAACAGCUUCACUCGGUCGUCAUUUGGAGGUAUUUUCCCUCUAUUUGGAAUCCAAAUGUAUAACAACCUAGGAUAUCACUGGGCGACUUCCUUGCUCGCGUUCCUGACCCUUGUCAUGGCCCCAUUCCCGUACCUCUUUUACAAGUAUGGCAGCCGGAUCCGAAAGAAGAGCCGGUUCGCAACGUCACAGAUGUGA
Messenger RNA from Penicillium arizonense, 1653 nucleotides. RefSeq names its product MFS transporter. The transcript has 11 exons. The record is from RefSeq and is a predicted model, not a curated record. Gene Ontology annotation, cellular component: membrane. Gene Ontology annotation, biological process: transmembrane transport. Gene Ontology annotation, molecular function: transmembrane transporter activity. NCBI's taxonomy places the organism in Eukaryota, Fungi, Ascomycota, Eurotiomycetes, Eurotiales, Aspergillaceae. The coding region runs from base 1 to 1653 and encodes 550 amino acids.